Messenger RNA from Dentiscutata heterogama, 405 nucleotides. The record is from the annotation of a GenBank genome assembly. Lineage: Eukaryota; Fungi; Glomeromycota; Glomeromycetes; Diversisporales; Gigasporaceae.
UUACGUGAAUUAUUUCAUGAUGUUUUUGACACCAUUAUGGUUCCUAAAUAUAAACGACCACGACGGCGUACAUCUUUUAUAUUAACUGAACCACCACCUGAAGGUUUUCCAGAGUGGGCAAUAGUUAAUGAGGAAGAAGAGGAACAAGAGGAGGAACGAGAGGAAGAAGAGGAAAGAGAGGAAGAAGAGGAGGAACGAGAGGAACGAGAAGAAGAGGAGAAACGAGAGGAAGAAGAGGAGAGAGGGGAAGAAGAGGAGAGAGAGGAGGAAGAGGAGGGGGAGGAAGAAGAGGAGAGAGAGGAGGAAGAGGAGGGGAAGGAAGAAGAAUUGAAUAAAAAGAAAGAAAAUAAAAAACGGGAUAUCACCACUCCAAUUGAAACACCUAGAAAGAGACAAAAAAAAUAA